AUGUCGUCGAUGGGCCCAAUCUGCGCGCUCGUGUCCGGGAAGUCAAAGGUGGCACCGCUGAAGCUGCUCAGCAUCCCGCGCUUGGAACUGCAGUCAGAUGUGGUCGGCUCGAGACUCAUGAACUUCGUGCAGGAGAACCACACCCUCAAGAUUGCAAGACGGGUCAUCUGGUCAGACUCCGAAGUCGCUUUGUCGUGGAUCCAUUCUGACCAGCGAAAGUAUAAGCAAUUCGUUGCCUUCCGCGUCGGCGAAAUUCUGACGCUGACCAAGCAGAGUGAGUGGCGGAAGGUGCCAUCAAAGCUGAAUCUGGCGGACAUGCUCACCAAGUGGGACAACAAGCACAGUUUCGGGCCGGACGGGCCUUGGUCACGAGCGCCGGAAUUCAUCGAAGAAGCCAAGAGACUGUGGGCCAUCUCGAAGCAGCUGGUGCAGCUGAAUACACCCGAGGAGAUGCGAGCGAGUGUGCUGUACCACAGCAUCAUUGUUACCGAGCAAAUCAUCGAUCCUAAAAACUUUUCUCGCUGGACGGUGAUGGUACGAUCCGUGGCGUGCCUGGCUCGAUUUCGCUCCAAUUGUCGCAGAAAAGCCCAAGGUUUGCCGAUCGAAGCACUUCCCCUUUCGAAGGCGAUGAAGGGGCUCGUGAAAAGGACCGUGCCAGUAGUUCCAGUCCCGCUGAAGCGGGAAGAAUACCAGAUGGCGGAAACAUACUUGUGGAGAUGGGCGCAAGCGGACUACUUCCCAGACGAGGUGACGACCCUCCUUAAAAACCUCGAACUCCCCGCGGACAAGAAGCUAUCCCUGGAGAAGAGCAGCGUGCUGUACAAGCUGACCCCGUUCGUGGAUGAGCAGAAAGUGAUGCGAGUUGACGGUCGACUUGAGCGAGCUACCAUGGUUCCGUUUGAAGUUCGCUUUCCCGUCAUCCUACCCAAAGGUCAUCCCGUGACAACGAAGCUGCUGGAGCACUAUCACCAGAAGAUGGGCCACGCGUACUUCGAGACGGCAAUCAACGAGCUUCGGCAGCGUUUCUUCAUCCCUAACCUACGAGCCGAGCUGAAGCGGGUGAUGACGGCGUGCGUGAAGUGCAAGGUGGAGAAAAGCGUACCGGCAAUCCCGAGAAUGGCACCACUUCCAGUCCAGCGUGUGACUCCACAUCAGCGGGCGUUCAGCUACACCGGGGUCGACUACUUCGGCCCAAUAGCAGUGACGGUCGGGCGGCGUUCCGAAAAGCGUUGGGUCAGCCUCUUCACGUGUUUGACCACGCGUGCCAUUCAUCUGGAAGUCGUACAUAGCUUGACCACACAGUCGUGCGUCAUGGCUAUCAGACGAUUCGCAUGUCGGAGAGGAAUGCCCAUCGAGUUCUUCAGCGACAACGGCACGAACUUCCAGGGCGCGAGUAAGGAGAUCGUACGCGUGGACGCGGAAUGCAGAGAAGAGUUCACCGACGCCAGAACGAGCUGGAACUUCAACCCACCAUCAGCGCCGCACAUGGGCGGGGCCUGGGAGAGGCUUGUGAGGUCAGUCAAGGAAGCACUGAAGGCGUUCGACGACGGGAGAAAGCUGACGGACGAAGUGUUGCUGACCAGUUUGGCGGAAGCGGAGGAUCUCAUCAACACACGUCCGCUGACGUACUUGUCAACCGAAGCAGGAUCAACCGAAGCUCUUACGCCCAACCAUUUCUUGCGAGGAGUAACGGCCAACGACGGAGCUCAACGCGCUGAAUCGACCAGUCCAGCCGAAGCUCUCCGAGACGGCUACAAGCGGUCGCAACUCCUUGCUGAUUGCUUUUGGAAACGCUGGAUUGCGGAGUACCUUCCGACCCUGAACCAACGGACGAAGUGGCACGCGGAGGCGGAGCCUAUCGCGUGUGGAGAUGUCGUCUACGUCGUGGAAGGCGCUAAUCGCGGUAACUGGGUCCGGGGCAUCGUGACGGAGGUCUUCAAGGGUGCCGAUGGACGCAUUCGGCAGGCGUUGGUGAGGACAAGCAGAGGAGAGCUGAAGCGGCCGGUGAGCAAACUGGCGGUGCUAGAAAUUCAGGAGCGUAAAACCGGUGCGAAGGAGGCUCCUCCCACCAGAAUUACGGGGCGGGGCAAUGUUCGCACCGCUGGGCAGUUGAUGAAAAAUACUAUGCCAGCAAGUGUAUCACGCGAGAUGAGAGAGAACGCAGAGAAGAACUCGGACGGCCGGAAAGCCGGACCGCGACGAAAACCCAUGUAAACCCUAGAAAUUGAAAAAGUUGGAUCGUCACAUUAGCCAUUACAAAGUGUAACGUGGUUGCGUAAAUUUAGCCGAAUUUACCAUCAUUUCUUUAACUUCCUGGUUCGAUCGGUUGAUCAGCUUAACCAGAUUUCAGCGCGUGUGGGAGUAAAAAGCCACGAAAGAGGGCAUAAAUUGUCACCAGAUUAACCAUAAUUAAAGCCACUUAGCGACCAGCGAAUUUAACCCGUGAGCAACAAGAGCAUUUGUGUGAGGAAAAGGUGAUAAAGGGCAAACUAUUCAUGUGAGUUGAAUUAUAUUUCCAUCUAAAUCAUGCGUAAUAAAAUCAAUAUUUUUUAGUUUUAAGCUACUACCAGAAAAGUUGCUGUAAAAAUUCAGUUUGUUCUGAG
This is a messenger RNA of Culex quinquefasciatus (southern house mosquito), 2603 nucleotides long. RefSeq lists its product as uncharacterized. Gene Ontology annotation, biological process: DNA integration. The transcript has 3 exons. Gene Ontology annotation, molecular function: nucleic acid binding. Bases 1 to 2214 code for a protein of 737 amino acids. The record is from RefSeq and is a predicted model, not a curated record. NCBI's taxonomy places the organism in Eukaryota, Metazoa, Arthropoda, Insecta, Diptera, Culicidae.